This is a messenger RNA of Daphnia magna, 3198 nucleotides long. RefSeq lists its product as uncharacterized. Bases 1 to 3198 code for a protein of 1065 amino acids. The transcript has 4 exons. Gene Ontology annotation, molecular function: nucleic acid binding. The record is from RefSeq and is a predicted model, not a curated record. Lineage: Eukaryota; Metazoa; Arthropoda; Branchiopoda; Diplostraca; Daphniidae.
AUGCCCACCGAAGGAGUUAAUGGAGAUCCGAAGUCGUUACCCGCAUCUCAAAGACGUAAAAUGGUUGAUGUUGGAGAACCAACCAUCCUUAUUGGAGCGGGAAACCAAUGGCUGCACUUACGUCUCGAUGACAGACUACCUACUGUUGGAACCGACACUCCCUUUGGUUUAUUGACGCCAUUUGGUUUGACUUGCGUUGGCGAUCUAACAUUAGGGACGCAGCAGCAUGAUUUAACGGUUUGUCGUUCAAACAAACCACUGAUGGCGGUGCAAAAACUCCGCUACCUUGUACAAGAAUCACCUACGGAAGCAUUACUUUUGCGCCAAGUUGAGAAAUUGUGGGAAACGGAAAGCUUUCUAAUUAUAACUCCGACUCAACCGCUAGAAUCAACCGAGGAUAAACUAGCGAGGAAGAAACUCGAUGCAACUAUUCAAUUCGACGGAACAAGGUUUGAAGUAGGUCUACCAUGGGUUUCAGAAGAUAUCGCAUUACCCGACAAUUAUAAUAGUGCAUUGCGUCGACUUUUCUCCAUCGAAAACAAAUUCGUUCACAAUUCUAAUUUUGCUGAGAGAUACAAAGCCGUAAUCGAUGACUAUGUGGGAAAGGGAUUCACGCGGCCUUUCAAGGAAAGUGAAUUGAAGGGCACCUUUGGGAGAAAUUGGUACCUUCCCCAUCAUGGAGCCGUAAAUCCUCGAAAACCCGAAAAGGUUAGGGUGGUCUUCGACGCUUCGGCCAAGUACCAAGGAGUUGCACUUAACGAAGUGCUGUUAAAGGGUUCCAACCUUAUCAACGAUAUAGGUGCUACCCUUCUACUCCUUAGAGAAAAGCCGGUGUCCCUAUCUGGGGAUAUUCAGCAAAUGUUUCUUCAAGUUGGCGUGAAGAAAGAAGACCGUUCCGCUCUACGAUUCCUGUGGCGUCCACCUGGCUCUCGAAAAAGACCCACCGUAUAUGAAAUGCAGCGGCAAAUCUUUGGAUCGGUUUCAUCCCCUUUUAUCUGCUCUCAAGUGCUUCGACAUAUUGCUGACCUACAUCGUGAAGAAUUUCCCGAAGCCGCUGAACGAUUCUACAAGAACUUCUAUGUAGAUAACCUUCUGGAUUCUUUUUACACCGAAGAGGAGGCUAAUCGAGCGAUUAAAGACUCCACAGCAUUGUUGAAAAGGGGAGGAUUUCAUCUGAACCAAUGGCUCUCUUCAUCUCGACGGGUACUGUCUCGUGUUCCAGAAGGUGAUCGUAAUCAACCUCGCCUGAAUUUGGAUCUAGAAGAUUUACCUACGGAGAGAACCUUAGGCGUUUUAUAUGACAGCAAAAACGACAGCUUCAUUUUUUAUGUUAAAACCGACGUCGAAGCGAGCACUAAGCGUCGGAUCUUGAGUGCAGUGUCCACCUUGUAUGACCCACUGGGGUUCUUAUCACCAGUGAUCCUAAGCGCCAAAAGAAUUCUACAAGAAUUGUGGCUUGUCGGUGUCGACUGGGAUUACCAAGUUCCCGAACUAAUUCAACACCAGUGGAACAAAUGGACGACUAAUCUUAGCCAGCCGGAAGCAUUCAAGAUACCGCGAGCGUUAACUUCGUCCAGUGACAUCCAAGACAUUCAGCUACAUGCCUUUUGCGAUGCAUCCACCGUCGGGUUUGGCUCUGUAGUAUACCUACAAGUAGUCUACCGCAAUAAAAUCGUCACCGUAAAUUUCGUAACGUCAAAGUCCCGCGUGGCACCCCUUCGUCCGCUAACCGUUCCGAAAUUAGAACUCCAAGGAGCAGUUGUGGCACUACGCCUUUGGAUAGCCUCAAAGACAUGUCGCUUUCAGACAUUUGUCGCCAAUCGAAUAUCCGAAAUCUUAGAGCAUUUUCUGCCAACGCAAUGGAGACAUGUCUCAGGUAUGGAAAAUCCAGCUGAUGAGUGCAGCAGAGGACUUUUCACUGGUAAGAUGAUGGACAAUUAUCGUUGGGUAAAUGGCCCAGCCUUCUUGCAGCAAGAAGAAAAAGCCUGGCCGAUAACCAUUAAGCUUCCUGGACCUUCUGUCGAAGAUCCAGAGGUAUCAGCCACCAACUGGAUUGGGCUCGUUUACGGCCCCGCUGAAGAAAAUAGGAUCCGCUCAUUAUUGGAACGAAAUUCCAACUAUGAUCUAGUGAUGCGAAUUGUUGCAAGGGUUUUUCGUUUUAUUUCCAACUCGAGGUUGGAAUCGUCGAAUCGUGACAAUUCGCGUAUUGGUGUGAAAUGCAUUCAGCGCGCUGCUAAUUGUUUCAUCAAAUUGGCACAAUUGGAUACCUAUUCUGAUGAAAUAGAGGCUUUAAAGGACAAAAGGCCUUUAAAAUUGAGUUCGACGCUGAUAACUUUAUCGCCAUUUCUGGACGAGCAAAGAAUAUUGCGAGUAGGAGGUCGCUUGAAUUACGCUCCUCUUUCGUUCGACAUCAAGCAUCCUAAAAUCCUGCCCCAUGAUCAUCCACUCACGCGUUUAAUCGUCAUGAGAGAGCAUGAUCCACUGUUCCAUCCAUCUACAGAGAGACGGCCCAGCUCAAUAAGGUCUCAAUAUUGGAUCAUCAAAGGACGAGUAGCUAUCAAAAGGGCGGUACACUUGGAAGUUGCAGCCUCACUUGACUUGUCGUCUUUUCUGAUCACCUUUGCUUCGUUCACCGCUCGAAGAAGUCGUCCGUCAGUCGUGUAUAGCGACAAUGGAACUCAAAUUGUUGCUGGGAACAAGGCAAUCCAACAAGGCAUCCAGCGUCUCAAGGAGCAAAAUAUCGUCGGACAAAUGGUUAAACGGGAAAUCGAAUGGCAUUUCUCACCACCAUUGGCACCACAUUUCGGAGGCGUUUGGGAAAGUCUCGUAAAAUCAGCAAAAGUGGCUCUGGAAGCCAUUGUGGAAUCACGUCCGCUUACCGAAGAGCUUUUACGAGGUUUCGUGAUUCAGGCCGAAUCAUUGCUGAACGAACGUCCACUGACCUACGUCAGUAUGGACCCUCGAGAUCCCGAACCACUAACCCCGAAUCAUUUUUUGUUAGUACAGAGCUCACCAAACACAGAAGACGACGUCAUCGAGGACGAGAAAUUAGGACAUUGGCCCAUUGGUCGUGUAACCCGAGUCAUCCCCAGUCCAGAUGGAGUCGUCCGAUCGGUGUACGUCAAGACCCCUACUGGAGAAUACUACCACCCAGUGUCAAAAUUAUGUUUAUUAGAGUCUGAUGUUACUGAUGUAUAA